UCUCAGUACCUCCCCCUAGUCUCUGUCCUUUUUCGCGUUCACUCUAUCCACGCGGAUUCAUUUCCACCUUCCUUGUGAUCUACCCUGUACUUCUUACACCCUGGUCGCGUAUAGCGUUAUCCUGCUCCUGCUCGUCUCGCUUUAAAACAAAUAGGAUAUUUUUUUUUCUUUCCUCACUGGUAUCUCUCUCUCUCUCUUUACCGAUGCCUACAACCUAAUCAGACAGAAGAGGAUUUUUCUCUCUUGAGCAUGAGAAGGACUGCCAAAUCUUCCGCAAUCCAGCAUCAAAGAUCGGGCUCCCAGCAUGAGUACUGGAUACACAGACUCCAGCACCAGAAGUUUUCCUCCAACAGAAUAAAACAUCGGGGACUACAGAUCCCAGUCAUAGAGGAGAAUCAAUUUUAGGUCUCCACAGAAUGGAGCAAGAAUGAACAGAGAGCGGCUGAAAGAAAAGCAUGAACUGGAGGUUUAUUGAGUUCAUCUACUUCCUGUUUAUAUGGGACCAUAUAACAGUUCAGUCUUCCCGCCAGGAUCCAUCCGUUGCCGAGCAACAUGUCUCCAAGCAAUUUGAUUGGCUCAUCUCUGACCGCGGGCCUUUCCACCACUCUCGGGGUUAUCUCUCCUUUGUGGAAAGAUUUCGUCAAGGAUUUACAACCAGAUACAAAAUCUAUAGAGAAUUUGCGCGCUGGAAGGUGAGGAACACCGCUAUCGAGAGGAGGGAUCUGAUCCGGAAUCCCCUUCCCCUAAUGCCGGAAUUCCAGAGGAGUAUCCGCCUGCUGGGGAGGAGACCCUCCGUCCAGCAAUUCAUUGACACCAUUAUCAAGAAGUACGGGACCCACAUUCUGAUCUCCGCCACUCUGGGAGGAGAGGAAGCACUGACCAUGUACAUGGACAAGAGCAAGCUGGACAGGAAAAUGGUCAAUGCCAGCCAGAGUGUGGAAGCCCUGCACCAGCUGGCUUCCUCAUACUUCAUCGACCGAGAUGGAACAAUGAGAAAACUCCAUGAAAUCCAAAUAUCCACCAACGCAAUCAAGGUAACAGAGACUCGGACUGGGCCCCUGGGUUGCAGCAGUUAUGAUAAUCUGGACUCGGUGAGUUCAGUCCUUCUGCAGAGCCCGGAGAGCAAGCUCCAUUUACAAGGUCUACAGGUCAUCUUCCCCGAGUACCUCCAGGAAAGGUUUGUGCAGUCGGCCCUGAGCUACAUCAUGUGCAAUGGAGAGGGCGAAUACGUGUGUCGUAACAGCCAGUGCAUCUGCCAGUGUGCUGAGGAGUUCCCACAGUGCAACUGUCCGAUCACCGACAUUCAAAUCAUGGAGAACACUUUAGCAGCCAUGGCUGAAACAUGGGCAACAUCCUACAAGGACUUUGAAAAUUCAGAUGAAUUUAAAUCUUUUCUUCGACGACUGCCUUCAACUCACUUCUUACCAGUGAGCAGUAUUCACUUGCUGUGGGGGAAUGACUGGGACCUACAGGCGCGCUAUAGGCUCCUGCAGAGCUCCCUGGAGGCCCAAAAGCUGAAGAUGCAGCGCACAGCACGCAAACUGUUUGGCCUGAGCAUUCGCUGCCUCCACAACCCCAACCACCAGAUGCCUAGAGAGAGAUCUGUACUGCAGUGGCUGAACCGGGUCCAAUCCUUUCUGUACUGCAAUGAAAAUGGGUUUUGGGGGACCUUUUUGGAAAGCCAGAGAACAUGCGUCUGCCACACUGGUGCCAGCCUGUGCCAAAGACCUAUCCCCUGCAUCAUCGGUGGGAACAACAGCUGUGCCAUGUGCAGCCUAGCCAACAUUUCCCUGUGUGGUUCCUGCAACAAGGGCUACAAGCUGUACCGGGGUCGCUGUGAGCCCCAGAAUGUGGACUCCGAGCGCAGCGAGCAGUUCAUCAGCUUUGAGACGGACCUGGACUUCCAGGACCUAGAGCUGAAGUACCUCCUGCAGAAGAUGGAUUCACGGCUGUACGUCCACACCACAUUCAUCAGUAACGAGAUCCGCCUGGACACCUUCUUCGAUCCCCGGUGGCGCAAGAGAAUGUCUCUCACCCUCAAGAGCAACAAGAACCGAAUGGACUACCUCCACAUGAUCAUCGGGCUGUCCAUGAAGAUCUGCCAGAUGAGGAACAGCAGCAUUGACCCCAUGUUUUUUGUUUACAUUAACCCCUUCAGUGGAAGCCAUUCGGAAGGAUGGAACAUGCCCUUCGGGGAACAUGGCUACCCUCGCUGGGAGAAGGUGAGGCUCCAGAACACCCAAUGCUACAACUGGACCCUGCUACUUGGCAACCGGUGGAAGACCUUUUUUGAAACCGUCCACAUUUACCUUCGCAGCCGCGCCAAGCUGCCUUCCACGCUGCGGAAUGAAACGGCACAGGGGCCCGUGGAUCUCUCAGACCCCGCAAAGCGGCAGAUUUACAUCAAGAUCUCAGACGUUCAGGUCUUUGGGUACAGCUUGCGCUUUAACGCAGACCUGCUACGCAGUGCUGUGCAGCAGGUUAACCAGUCGUACACUCAGGGGACCCAGUUUUACUCUUCCUCCUCCGUCAUGCUGCUCCUGUUGGACAUAAGGGACCGAAUCAAUCGGCUUGCUCCCCCAGUUGCCCCUGGGAAACCCCAGCUGGACCUCUUCUCCUGUAUGCUGAAACACCGGCUGAAGCUGAACAACAGUGAGAUGAUUCGAGUGAACCACGCCCUGGACAUGUACAACACGGAGAUCUUGAAACAAUCCGACCAUCUGACUGCCAAACUCUGCUGAAAUGUUUUUUUUUUCCUUUACUGCUUUUUUUGCUUUUUGAUGUACAACUGAAUUUGUAAAUGUAAUUAUUAUACAUAAAAAGACAAAAAGAGCGAAAAUUUCUGCGUUGGAAAACUAAAACCAUUUAACAAGACUGUACCAUAUUUGUCGAAGCAUGUUUGUCGUUUCCUUUUAAUGAACGUGAAAGAAAAAAGAAAAAAAGAAGUGAAACAUCUGGUGAUCAAGAGGCCUUGAUUUUACUCUGAAAGAAAAAAAAAGGUACAUAAAAUACUGCCAUUCUUAACCAAGUAAAACAAUUUUUAAAUAUUACUAAUAAAACAAGAUAAGAGUAGACCAGGUGAUAUAUCUUUUUAUUUUAGCACAUUUUUGUGAAAAAUCAAAUGGGGUAAACAAAAUAAUGGGAAGCUUUAAUAUGAAUAAAUUAUAAGAGAUUAAACAAUGUUGCUGCUUAGAAGUCAACAUUAUUUUAUCUACUGUACAUGUAGUAGUGUUAGAAGGCUAUUAUAGCACAUAGCAACUCUAAAGGGAGAGUGAUUAAGUGUCUUUGUUACAUACAAAAUUCGAAACACAGCCUGCAAAUUUCUCUUUAUAUGUAAGGAGAAGUGCACUAUGAUACCAUGUUGUCUUUAAAAUAAAGACAAUCGAUAUGGCUACAGAGUAUGAUUUAUUUUCAUAGUAAGAUAUCCACAAGGAAUUAAAGCAUUUUGCAGUUUUACUUUGUGCUGUAUGUAACGCGGACACCUAUCCAUCAGAGUUUGUGCUUUAUGUGACCUACAGAAGCUUCUCAGUAGUAUAAGAAAAAUUAAGAAUUCCACCCACAUUUCUUGCAGGUUCUUAGUGCUUGAGUGAAAUACAGCGCUCUGAAGAUGGACAAUCGAUGCUAAAUCAAAGUGAAGGCUGGUGUGGUGUGUGCACCUCCCGCUUGCUGGAGUGUUAAGAAUUAAGGAUUUUGAUCUUCAGGCAAAUUUGGACAUUGAUCAUUUGCUUAGUCACGCAGUCUUACUGCAGACAGCAGAAGAGCCAUAAAAUAUGCACAUGUCUCACUGUUGAAAACGUAGGUCCCACAAAGAUAAUGAAAGACUGCACGGUGCAGGGAAAAUAUAUAUAUAUACAGUAGGAGUAAAGCAUAACACAUCAGCAGCCAUUGCGUUUAUUUGGAGACCUACAGUAGUUAAUAAGGCAUUAUUUCAUAAGUGCACCAAAAUCCAGAUGUUCCCUUAAAUGUGCUCUAUCCUGUAUGUACUGUAUACAGUAGGUCAUCUGUGCUGUUUUUUUCUCAUUUUCUAAGUGCUAACUGGUUGUUUGUGUGUACAUCCAUGGUCACCCUGCAUAAAAAUGUACCAUGAUUUAUAAUUUUUAAGGAUUCAACUAACAGAAAAAAAUAGCCAUAGGCUUUUCAAACAAUUCUAUACCGGUAUGUAAGUAUAAGCAAAAUAUGACAUAUUGAGGGACAGGAAUUUUUUUUUUUGCUGUUCAGUAGAAAAAACUGAACUACUUUUCAGAAAAAAACAACAUUUUGCUCUGAGUAAAGCUGUUUUAAUGAUCGAAAGCAAUUUAUGCUGCUGCUGAUUAUUGUUUUUUGUUAUUAUAUAAUUAAGUGCCUGCUAACUGUCCCUUUAACGCAUCAUUAUAACUGCAGAGUACAUAGAAAGAAAUUUGUUAGGAUCUUAGCCAACAAAUGUAAGAUGAUACUAGAUUAAGAAAUUUUGAGCUCUGAUUAAAGCAGGAAAAAGAGAACAAAAGCCUAUUUUUCUUUGAGAAGUUUGUGUGCAAGGGCUGCUGAAGAAAUGGAUAUUAUCUGGAGAACCAAUUUAAAGUCCUCAUAGAUGAAGUGAUUAUAAGUGGAGUACAGUCUGAAUUGAACUAUACUGCUACUGUAUUGACAUAAGGGGAUCUAUGAUUUGUUUUAAAAAGUCAAUGUUCGCGAUGGCUUGCUGCUAUUAUAUACUAUAUUUCAGCAUCUUGUUGUUUUCACUUUUUUCCCCCAAAAUGCUUACAAACUGUGCAAGACCACUCUACACAAAAUUAAAUAGGCAGUCUAGACUUUUCAAGUUUGAAUAGAAGCAGAACCAUUAUUGCAGGCAGUGUUGAAAACAUAUUGUGUAAUUUCUCAGAAAUAAUAUUUAAUUUCCUUCAUUGUCUUAAAAUGUUAAUGGAAUUAAAAUGAAGUCACUGGCUUAUUGCUGUUUCAAUUCAAAGUGCUUAAUUCACUUAGAAUUACUUUUAUACUCAUAGAAAAGAUUAACAAUCAGUCAUUGAUCUUACUCAAACAUAAAAAAAUCUCAUACAAAAGACUGGCAAUGUAUGAAAUAAAAUCUACACAUAUUGGACACCUGCAUUAGUGAUUUUCAUGCUACUAUUAUAAUUUUAGUAGUUAAAAUCAUACUUAUUAACACUAGUAGCUUUCUUUAAAAUAAAAUGUCCCAUAAUACAAUUGCCUGUGCUCUGAGAAGCUUUGUAUACAUCCUACUAAGAGUAAGAGAUCCAGAGCUAGUUUUCAGACAGUUUGAACUUUUUUUAAACAAAAGGUUUUAUGGAGUACAGGGACUGAUACAUAUACAUUUCUGAUAUGUGAUUCAGAUAUUGGACUCUAUCUGAAUCUGAUUAUUUUUACUUUUUAAACAGUUUCAUUAAAUUAUUGGCUGUUAGUAGUCUUGGUUAAUAGUACUGUGAAGAGCUAUUUUAACUUACUCGUCCUGUAUCUGUUUUCUUUUGAAUCUUGAUUAUGAUCCUUUUAUUUCAAUUAACAUACAGGAUGUGUUAAAUGAUCAAAAAGAUUAAAUGUAAAACUUUUGAUUUCCAGUUUCACUCCAGUGAUUUAACACAACUCUCACACAAGAGAACUAUGAGUCUUAGUUAAAUCUUAAGAGUACGCAAAAUUCAAUUUCAGGAACCAUCCAGUCACCCAGCAGGUGUUCCUGAAGUUAUUCCAUCUGGCCUCAGCUUUUUUUCUUCAGCUCAAAGAGCUGUGGCGCAGAGGGACAUAUUCACCCCAGGUGAUAUUAGGUCCCUUACUAUUUGGAAUAUUGAUUCCAAUUUAAGAACUCCUAAGAGCUUGCAGACAAAACUGUGAGUUAGACAUAACUGGGACUGGAGCUGGCAAAACCUGCAGUAUGCAGCUGUUCUUGUAACAAACUGAUAGCUCCCCAUAUGUGCUCUUCAUUACUGUCAAGAAAUUAGAAUAACCAACAUGCCAGGCGUGUAUAUUCCUAGAAAUUAUGUGUUACAAAAUAGAAGAACAGAUAACUUGCUCUGUGGAAGACAUCCUAAGGUGAGUUAUAUUGUUUUAUUCUUAUAAAAGAAAGCAUUUGUGUAGUUAUUUCUAAUGCUCUUUCAUGAGAUACAUAUAUUUGAAGAUACACACAGUAAAACAUCCCUGAAUAUGUAGAACAUCCAUGUCAAAAUUUACAAUUACAAAUCUGUAAAUUAAGGAUUCCCUCCAAACACUCAAAAAUGCAUUCAAACAAUUUUUAAAUCAUGCAAACUCUUGGGAGACUCAUAAAAACAAGAGAACAUGCUACGACAUGGAGAAAUAUUGCUACAGUAAUAAUAUGUGAUAUAUGAUAAUUCAUUGGAAUUUUUUACAAACUGCAAAGCAUGACAUAUAAACAAUUCACGACACUUACACUCUGUAUUGAGCUUUUAUUGAUAUGGUGAAACUAAUGCAACUUAAGACUCUUCUUCUUUGCAUCAGUCAGAGUAAUUUUACAAGAAACGAAAUCUCCUGAGUUUAGACUUGUACGUUUGAAACCAGGAGGCUUGUGUGUAGGAGAUUAAGGGCUAUGGGAACCAUUAAUACAUAGCUUCAUACCCACCCUACAGUAUGUGCAAUCUGAACAAAUAAACUAAAUUAUUCAUGGGGCUGCAUUAUUACUGGAACACCAUAAUGCUGGAGUAUAGCAAUAGGAAGAUCUUCAAUGUGGAAAGGACCGAUGCAUUCAGUGCACAUGAAAGGAAAGGCUCAUUGCUCACUUGGUUCGUGGCCUACCAGGGUGUUGUUCUUUAUCUUCUACUGGUGUGGGACCAUUAGCUGAUGGUUUGAUUAUAUUAACACUCUUAUUUCAUCUUCAGCUCUUUUAUACAGAGAGGUUUUCAUCAUGCCUGCUUCAGCCUGGAAAGAGGGUAGGUUUCAGGAAUGAAAUUGUCCCAAUGAAGGAACCUGCAUGCAGAUGGCACAUUAGUGUUGCACACCCGUGCAGUUUUUUUUUCAUGGUCUUCAUGGAAUUACAACUGUUUUUUCUAGAGAAAAUGCUCGGAAUCUAUAGUAUGCUAAAAUUAUAUUUAUAUGCUUUUUGACUAAAAGUGUGAUUCCAUUAACUGGAUUGUCUUUCAUCUUGCAUUUACAUUUCUGGCAAGGUGUUUCCUAGCAAAACGAGCAGCUUUUCUUGGAAUAUUACUUCAGCAUUUUUCAUACGGCAAAAUCAAGAAGCAGACAUUUACUUUCACACUUUAAACAACACGUUUACGGCUCUCUUGAACGCAUAUGGAUAUGUUUAGGCAAAGCUUUUUAUACCAUUACAGUUCUAGAAGGAAAGGGAAAGUGUGUGGAGCAUUGUUGCUAUCAAACACAUUAUUCAACUGGACCUUUUCCAGGUCUUGGCUUUUGUCUGUUUUUAUGUAUUGAUGCUAACUCUGAGAUUGUUAAAAUUCACAAUUGCUCUUGGAUACAGAAUACCAUCCGUAUGAAUCCAAAUAAGCAAGUGUCAGCAAAAUACGAAAAGAAAGACUUUAAAGAGAUAGCUUCUCUGUGACUGACACAAUUAUCUUCAAAUCUACACUACAAUUCUGUAUGGUGUAGGAUUUAAAAAGCUUUAUGUUUAAGACAUAGAAAAUAAUUUCACUGGGGGAUAAUUCUAUAUUUGGUAUUUGUAGAUGAUUAUUGGAUUCCACAGGGUGAUUCCCUAAGAAAGGAAAUUUGGGUUAUUUCAGCAAUAUAUUUAAUUGAAAUUGCCUUUAGUGCAUCACAACUGGAGAAGAAUGAAAGUUGCCCUAUUAAGAAAAUAUUGCAACAGUUAUCUAUCUAGUUCAAUUACGAGCAGAAGGUUGUGAAAUCUAAGCAGCUGGAAUGUGAAUUUACUCAAGUUAAAUACAAGGUGAUAUAACAAUUUUCUUCACAUCCCUUUGGAAAUCCUUCCCAUUAAGCAUAUGACUUUCACAAAAGCCAUUUAUAGCUUAUUGUUUAUUCUUGUUGUGGUUCACGGUCUACCUUCUCUUGACUACUUAGCUAAGAAUUGAACUGCAUGUCAUCUUACGCUGUACUGCAUUUCUUUUUCUAAAAGAACUUGGCCCCUUAUUGUAAUUUGCUUCAAUGAAGCAAUUUUUUGUCAUGUACAUGUUUCUCAGUAGCCUUGUUUCCAGGAUUUAUGUGAAAAAAAGUCAUACAAACAAAAGCACCGGGGAAAGCUGUAGCAUGUGUCUUGUUAGCAUUCCUUUGAAGAAAUGCGCGAAAAGAACAUGAAAAACUAUUAAAUUUCAGUUUUAUUCAUCCACCCAACCAUUUUCGAACCACUUUUUCCAAAUCAGAGUGCCAGUAGGCAAUGGGCACAAGGCACCAUACAGCCUGGCAUGCCAGUCCAUCACAAAACACGUAUAGGUAUGUCUUUUGUCUGCGGGAGGAAAUCAGACCACCUCGAAGAAACCCACAGAAACAGGCAGAACAUGCAAACUCCACACGUAUAGAACCCCAGGUCCAGAAUUGAACCAGAGCUGCAAGACAGCAAUGCUAAUUAGUGUGUCGCUGUGCCACCCCUAUGAAGUCUAUAUGGCACUAAGAUGUUGGUCGAAGUGAUUUGAGUGGCUCUGUACAUCCUGGCCUAGAUCCCAGAAGAUUUUUCAGAAGUCAAGAAUUAACUGAAAUCCCAGAGCCUUUAUUUACAAUAGUGCCAUUUAUAUGUAAUGCAGUACUUCACAAAUUUCACUUUUUUUUUUGCACUGUAGGAAAGGCUGUUACAAAGACAGCAACCAGUUAAUUAUGCUUUCGGAUUGGAAUAACAUGUUACAGCAUUAACAACCAUUCAUUAUUACUGUUGUUGUCGCUCUUUUACCUAGAGCUGAUUUUCAUUUCAAAGAUUGAGAAAAGAAAGAAUGAACACUGCUGAAUAAUUAUGAAUUUGUGAUAAAGAGGUUACUGAAAAUGGAUGACCACAAGGUAACACAACACUUUAAAAUAAGAAAGAGAAGUACAGUGCACAUUACCCCCGAGAGCAUUGCGACACUACGCCUUUCCAUUAACAUCUCCAUUACACUUUUACAAAGCAGGCAAUCACCCGCCAUGCAUUAAAUAAAGACAAAUAAAUAAAAUGAAAUUUUGUGGCUUUUAAAGCUCCUUGAUAUCAGCAAAAAGCUAUUCCAGCUCAAAUGAAAUUAAAUGCGAUAAUGGUUUUAGCAUUACAAGACUGAUCAAAAACACAUUAAGCCAUGUCUAUGCAGCAGAUGUCAGGCAAUUUUCAUACAAUGUUCAGCACUGAACUCAAUGCUUCACAUAAAUAGGAUUCAUUUUCCUCUUCUCAUCAUACCACAUGCUUUAAUUCAGGACUCUAAAUAUCUCUGACCAGUCUGUACCAGAACUGCCCCUUACAGGUACAGUCAACCUAUGACAAAUGCCAACCUCUGAGCCACAAAAUGCUGGGUCAGGGCUACAGAUCAAUUUAGGAGUGCAUGUUUCGGUGACCCGUCACUGUUGGCUUGCGGAACCCUUUUGGGCUCCUAGGAUGUAACUGGUUGUUCCCUUUUGGACCACAGUCCUUCACAGAGCUAUUAGGUCUUAAAAGAUCCUCAGCUCCUCCUGAGCAUGCAGACCUCUUCAGUCCUCUCUUCCAUUAAGAGAGCUGGAACAGACCAAUUUCUGAUGAAAAAUUCUCUAUUUCUCUUCUCUACCAGUGUAAAAUCAUUAUUUUUGUUCCCUGGAACCCUUGGCACUAAUCAGACUCUCAUCCAUUGCCACUCUUCCUCUUACCUAGGAGGAACCUGUCCAUCACUACUAUCCCAUCUUCCCUUCACUGGAAGCUACAUGUACAGUACCUGGUCUACUUACAGUAUACCCAGUUUCCAACAACAAACACUCUACUACUCUGUAGAAGCUGAAGGGUUAGAAUUAAUCCAUGAAUACACUACAUACUAGAGAAACAAAUGCUAAAUCCUCUGUAGAGCCAUCUUUCUUUACUAGAUCCAACAAUAGCAAAUCUUCAUUAGAUCUUUCCAACUUCUCAAACCUGAGCUGGACCUCAUGUUAAAGCGCAAGAGGUUAACACUCCAGUAUUAUCUAAACUUGCUGCACUGCAGGUUACAGCUAACACACUUUUCCUCCCUAAACUACAGGAGCUUAGCAAUCACCCUGCAUUUUGCACCUGACUGCUGUUAUAAUGACUGCUGCAACUCCUGAAGAACGUCCAAUUCAGCACAAGUCCAAUCAGAUGAUCUCUAUUCUGCCUGUGGAAUUCCAUUCCACAGAUGUCCAAUCAGUUAAUCAAGGCAGGUGUGUCCAAUUUACUGCAGAGAAGGAAGAGGCUCUAACAGCCUCAGCUUGCUCCAUCACACAGCCAAUGACACUUUGGAAGCUGAGCAAAAUAGUGAGUGUUUUGUUAAAGAAUGAAAAAAAAACAAUAUCAGGAGUCUCAGAAACACAGCAAAAAGAGACUUGAUUGACAGAGAAAACAAAAAAUGGCAAAGAUAUUCAAAAUUACUAACAAAACAAACAAUGAAAAACUUCCAAAAGUGGUGAGAGGAGAAACUGACACGGUACAUAAUAAACGAAAUACUAGACAAAACAAUAUAGCCACAUCCUAAAUUAUUGCCUUCAAAAAACAAGGCUGAAAAAUGCUCUACCUUCUCCAUAUUAAUUCCUAUUAUUAUAAACUUUCAUUUACACCAUUUUGGUUACAAUGAUUACAAUACAUGUCCAUGUUGACGAUGUUAAGAAAAUAAAUGUAUGUGCAAUAUGUGCCGCAGAUUUAAAAAUAGCUCAGUCACACAUGCAAAUUGAAAACUGAUCCUUGAAGACUACUUUCUGUUUGCUUAACAUUGUAUUUCAUGAUUCUACUCAACUAGAUGCUGCCAUUAAGUAGUUUUCAUGUUUAUAUGUGUUUGGGACAAAGGCUUGAUUUAGUCCCAAGAGAUCCUUUGAAGUUAAAUUUAUAUAAUUGCUUAUAUACAUUUUCUUUCAGUCUGUGGAAAUCUUUGAUGGUGCUGGGGAUCUAGGGGAUGUUAGAAAUCAUAUUGUUCUCUACAAAAGCAAGGUGCUCCUACCUUUGGUCUUUGUGGUAUUUUUCAGACUCUUACUUUCUUUAUGCAACUGUUCGGUCUCCUUUGGAAUGAGAAAAACACAAUUUUUAAAAUAAGCAAAGAAAUGUGUAAGUAACGACAAAUUCUAUAAAGAUAAAAUAAUAUAUAUUUUGUGCCAACAGUGUACUAUUUCCUGAGAGGAUAUAAAUAUACUCCUUUCUGGGGUACACAUUUCACCUUUAAAAAUUAGCUUUGCCAUAUUUUUCCAUCAUUUCUAUCAGUCAUUACUACAAGUAUAUCUCCAUGAUGGUUUUCUGUGCUAACACACUUAUGUGGUUCCAUUAUCCAGUACAGCUCCUGAAGCAGUACUUUCUCUGAUAGAUUCUGUUCUGUUUUUGCCUGAGACAAAUAUAAUUUCAAUUAUU
Lepisosteus oculatus (spotted gar) is the source of this 11386-nucleotide messenger RNA. It is a transcript of the gene brinp1, whose product is annotated as bone morphogenetic protein/retinoic acid inducible neural-specific 1. Gene Ontology annotation, cellular component: dendrite; cytoplasm; neuronal cell body. Gene Ontology annotation, biological process: negative regulation of mitotic cell cycle; cellular response to retinoic acid; positive regulation of neuron differentiation. NCBI's taxonomy places the organism in Eukaryota, Metazoa, Chordata, Actinopteri, Semionotiformes, Lepisosteidae. The record is from RefSeq and is a predicted model, not a curated record.